CUUUACUUUUACUGCAUUCGCGGGUCCGCCGUCGAAGCAGAACGUCGCUCGACGACGCCAUCUUGCCUUCUGUAUUAUUGUGCGUGUUUGAAAAAUGAGUUUUUUAAAAAUAGUGCUGUUCUCCUUGUGCUGUAACUUAGUUAGGGCAACAAAUACAUACAAUGCAGCUAUAGUGGAUGUAUCGAGCCCAGAUAUAAAUACCGGAAAAUAUGCUUCGUUGAUACGUGAGGCUGGUGAAAGGGAUGUGGAUGUAUUGGUGCUACCGACUCCCCGAAAUGUUGCAUCUGAGACCGAAUUUGAUUCCUGCAUAAACGAAUUAGAUAAUUACGAUGAGAUAAUGAAAGCGGUUUCAGAUGCCGCGAAAGACGCGCGUAUUUACGUCGUCGCUCAAUUACUCGAGAGAUAUAGUUGUCAAAACCGGGAAGAACUUAUAAGAAGUAGCGUAGUCUUCGAUAGGAAUGGAGCUGUUAUCUCUGUUUACAGAAAACCUGUUAACAGUGGAUCGAGGUGCAAUACGACAAGUUCAAAAAUGGGUCAUUUCACCACUGACUUCGGCGUAACAUUUGGUGUUCUCAUGGAAGAUGAUAUUAUACUAACAAAUGUAAAAGAAGUUAAUGGGAUUAAGAACUUCAUUGUAUCUUCAUCUUCUGAGGCGACUUUCGUAUUUGCUAAACAUUUUUCUACAUUUUGGGCGUAUACAAAUAACAUCAACCUUAUAAUUGAUAAUGGAAAAUUCAUUGGAAAUAUUGAUGUGCCGAAGUUCUCCAAUAAUUUAAUUGUGGCAGAAUUUGAAAGCUAUGGAUCCAGCGAUAUCUCAAAAACUCUUACAAUCACUCCACCCACCAGCUACUUCAUUGGAGACAUGAGUCAGUACAUCAUCAGACCAUUGAACUUGGAGGCCAGUACAAAGGGUUACACUGAAACCGUUUGUCAAGGGAACAUCUGCUGUCAGUUUUAUGUGAAGACAAAUUCAAUUGGAGCCAAACAGCAAGAUGUUACUUACGGUCUGGUAGUGUUCGAUGGUGUACAAAAUUUGGGCAACAGCAAUAUCGGUGUGCAAACUUGUUCGGUCGUGGCCUGCGCUGGAUUAUACAAACGCUCGUGUUUUGUUGGGUCUGAAAAGAACAACACCAAUAUCAUAUUCGACAAUAUUUUAAUCAAAGGUAAUUUCUCAAAUGGCAACACCGCUCAUUUCCCCACUAUUUUAACAACAGCCCAAAGUGUCAUGAAUAAAGAAAACUUUAGAUUCACUCCUCUAAAUAAGAAUACAAAAUAUGUCACUGCUGAAUUGUAUAAUACAGAAAAUGUUCUAUCUUUCGGUAUAUUUGGUAGAGAUUACUCCAAAGAUUAUCAGACUUCUGAAUUCGGAAGUAUUAACAAUACAAGUAUUAUUAACGAAUUAUCUGAUUAUAUUUCGAGUGAUAAUGUUCAAGAGUUCUUUGAUUAUCUCUGGAUAAGAUUGAGAGUUUUAAUUUUCGUUGUGUCCAUUUAUGUUUUGGAAAUGAUGUAAUUAUUAUAAAAUAUUAUAAGUAUCUGGUGGUGGAGCAAGGAUAUUUUAAUAGAAAUUUGGAAAUAUUGUCCCUAUAUUAAAAACAUCGUUUUUAUUCCUGAAAUAUUUGUCAUUUUAAAAGAUAAUUUAACAAAAGUUUUUCUUAAUAUAAAUAAGUUCCUUGGUUCAGUCAACUAUUUUUAAUUGUAUGAUUUUAAUUAGCUAUUUGAGGUCACCCCCUUUCAGGAUUUAAUGUAACUGAAAUUUUAUUAACAGAUAUUAUCCAGAUAUUUGUCAAAAAAUAUUUUGUUCCUUAAAGCUAUAAACUAUAAGUGCCAUCAUCUUUUCCAUGGCUACUUAAAUAAGUAUUGUAUCAAUCAAGAAAAUUGGGAAUUUUUAUGUAAUUUUUUUCUUAGCCUGUUAAUUUAUAUUUCUGAGAUUUCUAUGUCUAUUCCAAUCGAAGAAGGAAUUAAGAUAAACAAACCUUAUAUUUAUGUAUUUCAUGUGAUUUGCUAAUUGCUCAACUAUAUUGUACGCCACUAACAGUUCUUGAUUAAUAUGUAAUUAUUUAUACAAAAUACUUCCGUCAAAUGUUGUUUAUUUAGCUUUUGUCCUCUUGUGGUUGGAAUAGACUAUAGCUUGGUAUAUAUUUUAAAUAUUAUUAAUAAAUGGCCUUUAUUAUUUUAUAUUUUCUAAUGAAGUACAUUGCUUAAUUAAUAUAGGUUUUCGUAAAUUUGAUCAUGAUAUAAUGAUUUUAUUUAUUUAUUAUUAAGUCGAUUUUUAAGCAUUUAAUAAUGAUUGUUUCUUUACCUUGGUAGCUCUUAAUUAUUUCUGUUAAUAUAAUAAUUUGUAUUUUUAAUUGAUUCUAAAUUAUGCAUUUUAGAGUUUACAAUUAAAAAGCGAUUCAAAAUUACUAAUUAUUUUUUUCCUGAAUUAUUAAAUUUAAAUAAUUGUCCUUAUUAAUUACUUAAUAUUUGCUUAUUGUAUUUAUUGUAUAUUAUAUACUAAUGCGCUAAAAUGUGAAUGUUUCUGAACAAUGGGUGUGUUUUAAUAUAUUUGUUACUUUUGAAUGUUCGCACUGUUUCCGGGUACUGUAACAGACAAAUGACUGAUCUCUGUGAUAUUAGAUAAGUGUGCAUGAGUGAUAAUAAAUAUUUUUUU
Molecule: messenger RNA, 2650 nt
Organism: Vanessa tameamea
Lineage: Eukaryota; Metazoa; Arthropoda; Insecta; Lepidoptera; Nymphalidae
Product: vanin-like protein 1
Exons: 9
Coding region: 95-1510 (471 amino acids)
Source: RefSeq, a predicted model, not a curated record